Iphiclides podalirius (scarce swallowtail) is the source of this 210-nucleotide messenger RNA. Lineage: Eukaryota; Metazoa; Arthropoda; Insecta; Lepidoptera; Papilionidae. The record is from the annotation of a GenBank genome assembly.
AUGGCGAUUUCCGAAUUUCGACGGGACGAGUCGUUAGGGAAGGCCGGAGCGACGGAUCCAGUGCUGGUGGGCUACCCGACCCUCGCUCCGGUCGAGGAACCGCAUGAGAGCUUUCGCCUCGGAGGGACCGCCGGCUGCAUCGCCUUCCCGAAAAGGGACCCCUAUGCCAAAGCUUUCAUCGACCUCGCUUUAAACUUAAAACUUACCAAG